This is a messenger RNA of Rhincodon typus (whale shark), 2209 nucleotides long. RefSeq names its product ataxin 1a (gene atxn1a). Gene Ontology annotation, biological process: negative regulation of transcription by RNA polymerase II; nervous system development. The coding region runs from base 323 to 2209 and encodes 628 amino acids. Lineage: Eukaryota; Metazoa; Chordata; Chondrichthyes; Orectolobiformes; Rhincodontidae. The record is from RefSeq and is a predicted model, not a curated record. Gene Ontology annotation, molecular function: protein binding; RNA binding. The transcript is spliced from 2 exons. Gene Ontology annotation, cellular component: nucleus.
GCUGCCAAAUGAUUGGUUGAUGCUGCUGGGCAAAAUGGAGAACCACCAGCAGAGAGAUUUUCUUAUCAUCCUGUUGAGAAAUGUUAUUACACACCUAUCUCUGAGCUCUCGACCAAAUAUGGGGCAAUUAGUUGUGGUGCCCUCUAUAACCACUACAUCUGAGGUUAGAUUCCAGAGUGGUUGAGAAGAAUUCGAGCUGGAGGAAAUGGUGCCUCAUGCUGUUCUUGGAUCAUUUUGGGAUGAACUGCCAGAAAAUAAAUGUGACAUCCAAGUUAUCAAAUUAGAAUCAAAGCCUAAAAGACGCUAAGCAAGUCUUUUAAAAAUGAAAUCAAACCAGGAACGCAGCAAUGAAUGUUUACCACCCAAAAAGCGGGAGUUUCCUGUUAACAACCUGCCCUUGCCAGAGAAGGCAGGUGCAACAGCUACUGUGAGUGAGAGCAGUCGCAGUGAAAACUUGGCAUGGCUCGCCAAUGUAGCUAGCAGCCAAAGCAGUGUGGGAAUGAGGUAUGGACAAGGCAAAGUUGCAGCAGAAACCCCAGUGGAAACUGGCUUACCGCUGUAUAAACCACUAGCAACUGCAGUGGACUAUUCAUCACCUGGAAAUGUUAGAUCAGCUCCAGGGGUAACACAUCUUCGUGCUGUUUAUUCAUCUUCAGCACUGGCUCAGCCAGGACCUUCUGCAUCACCAGUAGAAUAUGCCCCACUACAGCCUGCUGCUUUCCAGUUUGUUGGGCCACCUUAUAGUGGACCAUAUGCUGGCCCUGCUGCAUUUGUCCCUUCCCCAUUAAUCUCCCCAACAGCUUCAAAUGCUUCCGCCACUCCAUCUCAGUAUUCCCAUCUAGAACCCUACUCUACAAUCUUUGGCAGUAUGGGGAGCCCAUCCCAGCAUAAGGUUGAACAGCAGGUAGUUAGGCCUCACAGAAUGAUAACUCCACCUCAACCUACCGUUCAAAACCAGUAUGUGCAAAUUUCAAGUUCAUCUCCAAACGUGACUAGACCCCUGUCCCCUACAACAGUUCCCCUACAUUUGCACUCUCACUCUUCUCUGAUUCCACAUACACUCUCAGUCAGUACCCCAUCACAGGUUGUUCUCCAAUACGCAGAUACUGGAUACCAUGUUGCAUCAAGGGAAUCCGUCAGAAAAGUUGAAGACAUCAGGCCACAUUUAAUCCCGAGAAGGGAAGUAUCAAAUGGUGAAGUUGAGAAAAGCAGGAAAUAUGACCUCUCACCCAGCGCAGAAAUGAACAUGGAGAAAGCAGCAAACAAACCGGUUUCUCGCCAUUAUGAAAUAAGGCAUGGGACCCAUAGGGUUGUUCACCCAAGUCCUGCUGACUAUAAUGCACAAGAAUCUUUAGGUCCUAGAGCCUCAGUAAUGAUUAUACCCAACAGCCACACGUCUACGACGGAUCUGGAGGUUCAACAGGCCAUUGACAGGGACAGUUCUCCUAUGGCACUCUAUGAUAAGACUAACUUAAAUCAUGGGAAAGCUGCCUUUUCUCCACAUUCUGUAAUUCAAACUACCCAUAAUCCCACUGAGCACCUCUCCAUUGGACUACCUGCUAGUGCCGUGUAUCCUAGCUCUCAACAGCCACUUAUUGGUUACAUAAGCAGUCAGCAGCAAGCACUUAGUUACCAUGGGAACUUGCAACAACAUUUUGUAAUCCCAGGCACUCAACCCCUCCUUAUUCCUGUAUGCAGUACAGCAGUUGAAGCAUCAGGGAUAACAUCUACAAUAGCAACAACUACUUCUCAGUUUGCUGCAUUGCCUCAUUCAUUUGUCAGUACAGCCAGUCCCAAAAGUGAGAAUUAUCAUCCUGACUCACUUGUUACUCAGCCAACUUAUCACCCGACAGUUGUACAGGCCCAAGUACACCUACCAUUAGUGCAGUCAGUGAACUCUCCUGUGGCAGCUUCUAAUCAACUGCCUCCAUACUUCAUGAAAGGUUCAAUCAUACAGCUAGCUAAUGGAGAACUUAAAAGAGUUGAAGACUUGAAAACAGAGGACUUCAUACAAAGCGCUGAAAUCAGCAGCAACCUGAAGAUUGACUCCAGUACUGUGGAGCGUGUUGAAGGCAGUCACAACUCCAGCUUCGCUCUCCUGCAGUUUGCAGUUGGAGAACACAGAACACAGGUAGGAAUGACCAGAUCAACUGAAGCAUUGUAUGUUUCUUUGCAGAGAGUAAAGGUGAACAGCAGUUCACCUUUGUGA